CCGGGUGUUUGUUUUCCUGUGCGAGCCUUCUUCCCCUUUGCCUUCGCCUUGGCCAGACGGCGUCUGCCCCGCUCAGAAACUCGCGCGGUUUCCUCCCCGGCCUGCCCUUAUCUCGCUCCGCACGUUGCCUCUCGGUGACUAAUCGCACAAUAACAUUGUCUCAGGAUCAAAUCAAAGCCCGGGGCUGUUUACCCGGCGCUCUAUAAAAGCGGCCGCGGGGAAGGCGGACGAGGCAGAAGCGCUCAGAGGCGAGAAGCGAGCAGAGACACAGAGAGAAAGACAGUCAACCCGCAGCUCCUUCUCAACAAGGAUACUUUAUACCGGGAGGAAAAAAACACACACGCACACAAUCGGGAUGGAUUACGCGCGGCUGAUCCUUCCUCUGCUCAUGGUCCUGAGCCAAGGAGUUCCGCAGGCAGAUGCCGUGGAGCUCGGCACCUCCGGCAAUGCUGAAAAGCGGCCCUCCGGCGCCCUCUCCCCGCUGCGCCGGGCCAAGCGCUGCUCCUGCUCUUCCCUGAUGGAUAAGGAGUGUGUCUACUUCUGCCACCUGGACAUCAUCUGGAUCAACACCCCCGAGCGGACUGUGCCAUAUGGGUUGGGAAGUGCUUCUCGAAUCAGGCGCUCCUUGGAAGACUUGCCUCUCAGAAGCCUUCAAGGGUCUCCAAACCGAUGCCAGUGCACAAAUCUGAAAGACAAGAAAUGUGCCAACUUCUGCAAAGCUGAAAAAGAAAUCUGGACACAAUCCACUACAGAGAAAGGAUGGGAAUAUCUUCUUAAAAACAGAGACUGCAAAGGGCUUGGGUGUGCAUUCAGGCAAUUAGCCAACAGCAAGAAAAUGAGAAGGUUGGACACCAUCAGUAAUAGCAUCAAAGCUUCUUUCAAUAUUGCCAAACUGAAGAGCAGGCUUCACAAACCAAAGCAGCUGAAGCAUAACCGAACAUAUAAAAAGCAAAAUGUUUGGGAAAGCCUGAAGACAACAUCUUAGUGGAAAGAUCACCAGCCCUAAUCCUCGAGUCAUCGAGAAUUACUGACAAAGCAUAGCUGAGGCUCUGUUUUGACUUCUCAACAUUCCUCUCUAGGAAGAGAUCAAGGAGUGUUGUUCUAAAUAUUAACUCUCUAAAGGUAAAGGAGGGCCCAAAUAAAUCUUCCAUUCGGACAGAUGACAAAGCAGUUAAAUACUGCCAUCCUCUUGGAAUUCAGCUGAACGGAUUGGGACCAAGAGUAUUCCUUCAAUGGACUUUUCCCCACAUGGGCUGUCAGAAGAAGAAGGGAUACAUUUGGGCUCCGGUUGUGAAGGAGGGAGAAAACUGAAGCAGCACAAGCUCAUUUAGUGUGAAAGGUUUUGGACGAAUUGUGAUCAAGAAGAUCAGAAAUGGAGCGGUCAAGCUUUGAAAGAAAAUACUGACUCUGAAUGCAAAUUGACUCUGCUACUUUGAUCAGAAUCCAUCUCCUAUGUAACAAGUCUACCUCACAUGCUCUGGCUUGCACUUUUGCCAAAGUGUUGUUCAAACCUUUUGUGACUUUUAAAUGUCACUUGAAACUUAUUUAAUUUUGUUGUACUAGUCAUGGACACCUGUUGCUCACUGUUUAGUUCCUUUUGAGUUUUCAGGGCUGUGGGUCAAGAGCUGUCUCUGUUCUAAAAAGUGAUCGGGAAAUAAUAUUACAGUCCUCUAUCCUAGAUAUAACACAAUUGUAUAGUAGAAAUAGGGGACCUUCCACACAGCCAUAUAACCCAGAAUAUCAAGGCAGAAAAUCCCACAAUAUCUGCUUUGAACUGGAUUAUCUGAGUCCACACUGCCAUAUAUUCCAGUUCAAAGCAGAUAAUGUGGGAUUUUAUUCAGCUGUGUGGAAGGGGCAUAGAUCUCACUGUCUUCCAGUGGGUCAUACUUUCAAACAAAUGUGCUUAGGAUGGAGGUGUAAAGAGUUUUUAAUAAAUGGGAGUUCAGCAAAAACUGCGUAAACACCAUCCAAGAAGACCUUGCUGUGUUUAAUGUCAAGUGGAAACCUGGGUCACCAAUACUCCAUUGCCUAGGACUGAUCUCAACAAAUUGAGACGUCUCUAGUAUAAUUCUAGAGAGGAAGAAAAAGUUAUAGCAAUCUCUAGAAAGAGAAGAAAGUUGAAAGUGAUGGUGUAAAAGUCAUAUGUUAAUAUUUGUGGCUGUUGCUAACUGAAUUUAUCUCUGGCUGAAUUUGUUGAGUAAGGUCUGUACUUGAUUUUGUAUGAUGUGCUUUUUAAAUAAUCUAUCUAUAUAUAAUAUAUUUAUAUUCAUGGAACUGUCAUUAUAUUUACUAUGUUGAAUAUACAUUGAACAGGCCAUAUUGGUCUAUGCAUGUCUUACAUAUUUCUGUAUGAAAUUUGGGAAAUGCCUGAUGCCUGUUAAGGUAAACAUAUUAAAAAUAAAUAUUUUAACUAUUA
Anolis carolinensis (green anole) is the source of this 2416-nucleotide messenger RNA. RefSeq names its product endothelin 1 (gene edn1). Gene Ontology annotation, molecular function: endothelin A receptor binding; endothelin B receptor binding; hormone activity. The record is from RefSeq and is a predicted model, not a curated record. Lineage: Eukaryota; Metazoa; Chordata; Lepidosauria; Squamata; Anolidae. Bases 356 to 985 code for a protein of 209 amino acids. The transcript has 5 exons. Gene Ontology annotation, biological process: intracellular calcium ion homeostasis; vein smooth muscle contraction; regulation of vasoconstriction. Gene Ontology annotation, cellular component: extracellular region.